ACGAAAAAUUUACGCCUCCCUCUGACAACAUUCACAACAAGCAACGUCCGUGAGCUGGGAUGGACCUGUCAGGUGAGGUGACCGCCGCCCUGCGCCUGCUGGGGGAUGUCUCCAAGACUGAGCAGGCCAAGUACCAGGAAGUACUGCAGAAAGUCACUGAGGACAUCGCUAAGGACAUUCCAGCCAAUAACUCUGCCCCUCAGCCCGCCGGAGAGGAGGACGGUGAAGUUUCGCGAUGUCAUGCAGCAUUGGCAACACUGUUCCUAGAGGCAGUGCGGGACAGCCACAACGUCACAGUUAUCACUUCAGUGCUGGAAGAUCUGAAUUGGCCCUCAGAGAGGAUUAGUGAAGCCACAAAAGCGGUAGAGUCACAUCGGAAUGCCAUACAAUCAAAGCUUUCCUCCCUUGGAACAUUCCCUCCUCAUAUUGUUGACAUUGACUGGAAGCUGAGCUACCAAGUCAGAAGUAGUGAUGGUGAGGAAGGUGGUGCAGCCAUGUACCUGGUGACCCUUCACACUGAGGAGUCAAGAGGAAAACGUGGCAAGAUUACAUUUUCCUGUUCUCUGGCUCAGCUCACUCACCUCGUCACCAGACUUAGACAGGCCUCUCGUUGUGUGCAAAAAUAUGCCAGCAACAGUUGAUUGUGCUUCUUAGUAAGAUUAUACUUACUUUUCCUUGUUGCUCAGAUUCAGUCAAUGUUGGUGCUAGCUUCCUCUGCCUUCUGCUGUAUGUUCAGAUUUUCUUCCCAUGAUCCAUGAUCUACUUAAGAAUAGCAGUUAAAAGAUUCCCCUUUUUGUCAUUAUAAUCCUCUCAAGGUGACUGAAUGCACAUGAGGAAGUGUGAGGAAUGGCAGCACCUGUACUACACGUAUGUCUUUGAGGGAGACUGAAGAACCUCAAUUUUUUGUCCUUAUUCAGUGGCUGUGCACUUACAGGGAGAAUGAUUAAGAAGGGAUGUGAUUUUUCCUAUCUGAAAACAUUGAUGUACAUUUAUCAGUGAAUUUUUAUACUUGAGGCAUGAAAAAACAUUGAUUUUUCAUGCCAGAUUUUGAAAAUGUCACUGAGCUAUCAUUUACAAGCCUGAGAUACUGCUUUUAUGCAGUCUAGAGGGAAGACUUGAGUUUGUUAUUGACCAGUCUUCACUGUGUGAAAUCUACUAUUCACUGUGAUACUUUUUAUAUUGAUUGUAAAGUUUUUGGUAUCAAAUUUGGAUACUAAUUUAUAAAGCAUCUUUUCUAGUAUCAGUAAGGUUAAAGUUUCCUUUACCAUUAGUCAAUUUUGUUACCAGAGUAGAGAACUUCCCUCAAAUUUUGAAUAGAUAUUCAGUAGUAAGGGCCUGGAUGUUUUUUUAGCUAUAUGCCAUAUCUUAAUUUUAAACAAAAUUGUUAAAAAAAAGAGAUGAGGCAAGUUAUUUUCACAUGUACACUUGAUCAUCUGCUGACACAGGUGAAUGGUGCUGCUGCUACAUCACAGUAACAAAAUCCACAACAUUAUUACUAGAGAACCAAUGGGAAUCAUUUUAAUAUAUGGCCUGGCACCUAAAAGUCUGAUUUUUAUCGUGUUGUGCAGUUUUAUUAAUCAAAAACUGCUAUAACAUGAUAGUAAGUAUUUCAACAAUAAAUACAUGUUAAUAACACCUAUUUAUUGCUAUAACAUAAAAUUAGGCAUGACAUUUAGCAUAGCAACCCAUUUUCUUUUAUAAGAAAAAAUAAUUGAGCAGAAUCAUUCUGCACCUCCACAAACAUAAUUUGCAUCUCCCAUGAAGGGACACAACAUACAUCUCAUAGCCAUUAUGAAGGCAGAAGUAUUGAAACUAAAUCAAGAGAGCAGUUCAAGCUGAUGAAAACAGUUACUUGAAGUGUGUGAAAAUUUGGCCCCGUUUCCUUCCAAAUAACUGUGCCUUUUUAUUAUAACUGAGAAAAACAUUAAAACCCACCUCUCACCUUAAAACCCCACCUCGCACCUUGAAGUGCAUUAUAAACAAACCAUGUUAUAUGAAAGUGGAUGCCCCAAAAUGGGUCCUUUCUGCCAUUGUGGGGAUACCAUGACAAGGACUCUCCCCCUAAACAUUUGACCUGACACAUACACUCAAGGUUUUUCAACUACAGUAGUGAUUUUAGAACUGUAGUAAAUGUGAUUUUGGUUAUUCAAAUGGGAAUUGUUUACAGUAAUGAUUUUUGGUCGAAAAUAAAGAUUUUAAAGCAUGAUAUUAAUUUAUGAACUGUGAUGAAAGUGUUGUGAUGUAGUGACAGGCUGGUCAAAGCCACCCCAAUUCAAUUCUACCCUUGGUGAUUUUGUAAGCCUGAUAGGUAAUAUAUUUGAACUGAAGGUUACCUUAGUUGGCUUUGUCAGGGGUUCAGUCACAAAUGACAUUCUCUCAUGGCCAAUUUAUCUUGUCUUCAGAUCAGUUUCUCAUUAUUUCUGUAAUGAUUCACAAUUACACAUGAUAAUUGUAAUUCUUCAGGUUGAUCCAAUAAUCAGUUUCUUGAUAUACCCUUAAUGCUUCACAAUUGCAUGUGACAGUUACAGUUUUCGAGGUUGUUACAAUAAUGAUGGAUGGUGAUAACAAAUUUAGUGACAGCAGAAGGUCAAGUAUAUUUGAACUGUUAUCAAGAACAAAAGCUGACAGUUAAGAACACUUUUAUACUUAUUUUUUGCUCCAGAAAUCAUCUUUUCUAAGUGCCAAAAAUAAAAUCCAUUACUGUAGUGUUGAAAUUUCUGUGCAUUAUUUUGAGUACUAAAGCAUAGAAAUAUUAAAAUUUGCAGAUGUUGAUGGUUGCCUGCAUAAGUUAAUCAGUGCUUGUGAAGUUUACUGAGUUUUCUUUUUGAUAAAUUUAUAUGCACCUUUUUAAUGAAUUGGACAGAAUACAGCCAUAUCAGGGACUGGUUUGAGGGUGUUUUGAUUUACAGUCUGAGUUUUGCAUGAUUUGGGUUGUCAUCUACAACCACAGUCAAAAAUUUAACCAUUAAGAAUGGCCCUUUCGUAUGCUAUUGCACUGUUUUCUAACUGUUUGAAAUGCCUUUUAUUAUGAUAACAUUUUCAUCUACCUCUAUGUUCUCUUUCUUUGUGAAACAAUGCAUACUCUUAUAAUUAAAAGGAAUGGCUAUGUACAUUGGAAUUUUUUAACUAUUGCUUGUGUAAAAUACAAAUGAAAGAUACUGAUGCAGA
Scylla paramamosain (green mud crab) is the source of this 3168-nucleotide messenger RNA. Its product is annotated as COMM domain-containing protein 3-like. Lineage: Eukaryota; Metazoa; Arthropoda; Malacostraca; Decapoda; Portunidae. Gene Ontology annotation, biological process: sodium ion transport. The record is from RefSeq and is a predicted model, not a curated record. The transcript has 4 exons. The coding region runs from base 60 to 641 and encodes 193 amino acids.